CUCUUCCCCUUCUCUAAGAGGGAGGGCAGAGAUCGACGAGUUAAUUAUAUCCACACCCUCUUUCCUUUUCUCCCCUGCAGCUUUCAUUAAUUUCAUAAUUUCUUUUAAUUUGCUUGAAACAUGGAGUUUAAGCCUUGCCUCGUAUUCCUCCUCCUUGCUCUGGCAGUGGCGGCCGAGUCGGCUUCACUCCAUGAUGCAGCAGCUUGGGGUCUAACCAAAAUCAGCUCCGGCUCAGGCUCAGGCUUAGGCUCAUGCAAUGGGGGCUCAGUGGGUGAAUGCAUUGGCGAGGAAGCCGAGUUGUUGAUGGAGUCUCACCAAAGCCGACAUCUUGCCGCGAGGCAUAAGUUCAUUAGCUAUGCAGCCCUGAGAGCCAACUCGAUUCCUUGUGGCCGCCGCGGUAAUUCCUACUACAAUUGCCAAAAGAGGCAGAAAGCUAACCCUUACAGGCGCGGCUGCAGCCGCAUCACGCAUUGCGCCAGGAUCACUAAUUGAAGAAUGAACGUACAACACCGGAAGAGAGAGAGAGAGAAAAAGAAAAAGUGCUAGCUCUGUUUAUUGAAUGAUACAACAUGGGAUCGAUUCUUCCGAGAUUUAAAAAAUUUCCUCCUUUAAAUCUUUUUAACUUUAAUA
Messenger RNA from Corylus avellana, 630 nucleotides. Its product is annotated as protein RALF-like 19. Gene Ontology annotation, biological process: calcium-mediated signaling. Gene Ontology annotation, cellular component: plasmodesma. NCBI's taxonomy places the organism in Eukaryota, Viridiplantae, Streptophyta, Magnoliopsida, Fagales, Betulaceae. The record is from RefSeq and is a predicted model, not a curated record.